Messenger RNA from Drosophila willistoni, 2399 nucleotides. Its product is annotated as serine/threonine-protein kinase 32A. The record is from RefSeq and is a predicted model, not a curated record. The transcript is spliced from 8 exons. Gene Ontology annotation, biological process: G protein-coupled receptor signaling pathway; protein phosphorylation; regulation of signal transduction. Lineage: Eukaryota; Metazoa; Arthropoda; Insecta; Diptera; Drosophilidae. Gene Ontology annotation, molecular function: G protein-coupled receptor binding; G protein-coupled receptor kinase activity; ATP binding.
GCAAAAACUGAGUAGACAGGCAGGCAGGGAGCCAGGGGGAAAUCAAAAAUACACAUUUACAUUCCAUCCCCCAACCCCGAAUCAAAUCCAACCAAAACACAUAGAUACACCCGCCCAAUCAACAUCCGCCAUGGAGCAUUUGGACGAGCUAUGCCUGCUGCAGAUAUUCGAAUUCUUGCCACUACCCGAACAGGUGGCCAUGCUGCAGUGUCACGAACGGUUUCGACCUCUCCUAGGCUACAUUUGGCGGCGUAAAUUAACCCAGAUUGACCUCAACCUUUUACAAACUCAGCUAAACACAGACGAUUUCGAAUUCCUUCUGGCCCAAGCCAGCAAGCGGUUGCUUCAACUUAAACUAAGCUACUUGGAUAGGGAUAAAUUUAUUGUUCUGGUCCGACACAGAUAUCCCAAUCUCUGUUUGCUGCAAGUCGAUGUUUUGCCACCUUUCUUUGUGUGUCAUCGUCUUCGCCAUCAGCUUAGAAAACUAAUUCCGAAAUCAAAAAAGUUGUGGGGAGAGGAUGGAGGGUUGGCAAUGGAAAAUAAAUAAUGUUGUUUCUAUAUAAUUUUGUCCUCUCUUCUUUUGAUAUGCUUCAUAAUUGUCGUUUCAGUGAACUUUGAUCACUUUCAAAUACUAAGAGCCAUUGGGAAGGGAAGCUUUGGCAAGGUUUGCAUUGUACAGAAACGUGAUAGCGGCAUCCUGUAUGCCAUGAAAUAUGUGAGCCGAUCCGCUUGCGAGAUGCGUGGUGCCCUCGGCGGAGUUAUCAAGGAGGUUGAGCUGCUGUCCUCAUUGGAGCAUCCGUUUCUUGUCAAUUUAUGGUUCUCGUUUCAGGAUGAGGAAGAUUUAUUCAUGGUCUGCGACCUGUUGACUGGCGGUGAUUUAAGAUAUCAUUUACAGAACAGAGUGGAAUUCUCUGAGCAGAGUGUGGCCUUAUUAGUGUGCGAGCUGGGUAGUGCGCUGGAAUAUUUGCAAACACAGCGUGUCGUCCAUAGGGACAUCAAGCCAGAUAAUAUUCUAUUGGAUGAUGCCGGACACGCUCAUUUGACUGAUUUUAAUAUUGCAACGAGAUUGCAAAAGGAUGGCCUGGCAUGCAGCAUGUCUGGAACGAAGCCCUACAUGGCACCCGAGGUCUUUUUGUGUGCCCUGGACGAAGUGGCCGGCUACAGCUAUCCAGUGGAUUGGUGGUCCCUUGGCGUUGUGGCCUACGAGAUGAGGGGCAACAACCGCCCCUUUGUGGUGCACUCCAACACCCCGCUGGCUGAGAUAAAGAACAUACUGAAUACGCCCGUUCAUUAUCCCCGCUACUGGAGUAGCAAUUUCAUCGAUUUGCUCCAAAAGUUGCUCUGCACAUAUCCUGGGGCCAGGAUAAGCACACAACAGGAAUUACAUCAGACUCCAUUGUUGCGACACAUUGAUUUCCAGCAAGUGUUGGAGAAGAAAAUCAAACCAAUGUUCAAGCCCCCCGAGGAUCAUCUUAAUUGUGAUCCCUGUCUGGAGCUGGAGGAAAUGAUUGUGGAGACGCGUCCUCUGCACAAGAAGAAGAAACGAUUGGCCAAACAGAGAUCAGCGCAACGCGAUAGCGAUCACGAGACGCCACUGGUCAAGGAGUUUAUUGUGUACAAUCGCUACAAGGAGCUCAAGCGCAAGGCCAUGGAGCAAAAGGAGAACGACUGGCAGCGGGAACUGGAACUGGCCAUGGCCAAUUCAAUUGUCAACAGCCUGGCCCCCAUACAGGAGAAGCCCAGCACGUCCAUUGCCAUCCAGCCACCAGAUGGAGCGACAGCCACAAGCGUAGCCGCUGCAGCAGUUGGCGCCGCCUGCGCCAGGUCCGCGACUUACAAAGAGAGUGAUAACAUUGAAUUUAUAGACCGAACGCCAUCGCCUCAGGCCCAAAACCAGCCAGAAGGCACACCAUCAUCCUCCAGUUUUGGACAGGGCACACCGAGUAGAUUCUGCGGCGUGGCCGAUAAGGCAACAAGCACCUCCCUAAAGUAGUAAAUUUCGAAACGAAUUUGAAUUUUCGAUUGCAAAACUUAAUAAGACCAAAAUUCUAAUGCAACAGGUUUCACACAUAGAAACACACAUGCCUAGUUACAACCAACAAAAACCACCCACCCACCCACCACCAACACAUAUGUUUGUAGAUUCUUUAAGCCCCCAAGCACCAACAAAGAGAAGACAGUUCACAACUAUUUUUCGAGCCCGAUUACAAUCGUCAAUGAACACGCUGAAUGUCACCUUUGUAUACUGUACACAUAUGUACCAUAUGUAGGAGAAUGUUUGUAAUUUGUUUACUUUUAAGGUCUCUAUUACCGAUCCUAGGACAUAAGUUCCUUUGUAUAUAUAAUAUUGUUAGAUGUUAGCUAAAAAUCAAAAAUAAAACCAAAAACAUAUAAUUGUA